Molecule: messenger RNA, 1906 nt
Organism: Phycodurus eques (leafy seadragon)
Lineage: Eukaryota; Metazoa; Chordata; Actinopteri; Syngnathiformes; Syngnathidae
Gene: necab2
Product: N-terminal EF-hand calcium binding protein 2
Exons: 13
Coding region: 1-1296 (431 amino acids)
Biological process (GO): regulation of amyloid precursor protein biosynthetic process
Cellular component (GO): cytoplasm
Molecular function (GO): calcium ion binding
Source: RefSeq, a predicted model, not a curated record
AUGUGUGAGCAGGCAGCGCGCUACUGUAGGGACGGAGUCCACAAACUGCUGAACAAAGAACAAGCCAAACUUCGAGCCCAAGAAAGCCGCGAACACACCAAGCCCGUAGCCGGUCAGGACAGCGAGUCCGAAACGGCAGCUCAGUCGGGAAACAGCGGCGCCCAGCCCGGUGGAAUUGACGGGCUCGUCCGCUGGAUCGUCACCAAAAUGAGCGACAACAAGAACAUCUCCAGCCGGGAGUACGCCACCAGCAAGGAGGAGGUGGCAGUGGCUCAAGAGCAGUUCUUCGCCCCGGAACCGCGGAGAGGCAUCUCCGUCAUUCUGGAUAUCUUCAGAAGAGCUGACAAAGACGAUGAUGGUAAACUCUCUCUAGAUGAGUUCCAGGCGUUCUUCUCUGAUGGCACGCUGAACGAGGAAGAGCUGGAGAAAUUGUUUCAUACCAUCGACUCAGAUAACACCAGUAAUGUUGACACUAAGGAACUCUGUGACUACUUUGCCAAGCACAUGGGGGACUACGAGGGAGUUCUGGCCUCACUGGAGACGCUCAACCUUUCCAUCCUCAAAGCCAUGGACUUCACCAAAAAGGUUUAUGAGAGAGGAACAAACGUGGAGCAAUUUGUGACCCGUUUCCUACUGAAGGAAUCAGCCAAUCAGAUCCAGUCUCUUUUGAAUUCUGUGGAGAGUGCUGUGGACGCCAUUGAUGAACAGCACAGCCAGUCAGGUCACAUUCCAGCUAAGACGAGUCCCCGGAUGUCAGAGAGGCGCCAUGACAACGUUGUUCCGGAUUAUCCCCCUAACAACAGAAUCAGUGCCAUGGAGGCUGUCAGGACCAUCAACACUGCCUCAGGUGCAGUGGAGGUAAGGAAAGAGGGUCUGGAGUCUCAAAUCAAUCGCCUAUCUGAACUCAUUGGACGACUGGAGAAUAAAACAGUCUGGUUUGAUCUGCACCAGAGGUUAACAGACACAGAUGGCACCACAAGUGCAUCAUUAUUGCUGAUCCGUCAGGAGAUGGUGGUUUCCCAGAAGAAGCUUGGUGACUAUUGUGAGGCUCUGAAGCAAUACCUGAAGAAUGUUUCCACUCAGAGAGACUGCUUUCAUGUAACUGCCGUGCGUCUGCCAGAUGGUUUAUCCUUUGUUGUCUAUGAGUUCUGGGACGGAGAGGAGGAGUGGAAGAGGCACCUUCAGUCAGGCCCCAAUAAAGCCUUUCAGCAUGUGAAAGUGGACACGCUGUGCCAGCCAGAGGCCAUUUCCUCUGUCGCCGUGCCAGCUGCCUGGUGCAGUGUGAACAAGGCCUGAGCAUGAACGUAUCCAACUAUAUACCAAGACUCGUGGACAUCAACCCCUUGACCUUUUCCUUGCAUUUCUCUGACUUUCACUCCCCUCACGUUCCUCAAAACCUCUUGAAAUACAUGUUUACACAGUGCAAAUGAAUGGUGUCAACUGCAGUGACUAUUGAACAAAAUGCAUUUUCCCAAAAUACAUUUGCAUCCAAACAUUGUGGUUUCCUGCUUAAUAUUUAUGAUAUAUCAAUUUGUUAGUUAUGUUCUAAUCUAGCUAGUUGGAGUUUGUCAUGUAGCAUGGAGCCUUGGGAGAAAAUCUUCAUGUAGCAGGAAACUGAAUGUCCUUUUGGUAUUGCAGCCAUUUUUAAACAUGGUCUAAAUUUCUUACACGAAGCUUGUCCAUGUAGCUGCAAGUCCAUUUGAGAUACCUAUUUCACAUUUGGUCAAGUACACAGGAACAUUCUGGAAAUUACGUAAAUAUUUCUCCUGUUGUUAUUGUUAUUUGUAGCCGACCACAAACUUUGAUGUAAUCCUCACAUCAUUUUACAAAUACAUCUAUACAUCAGUUGAGCUAUACUGAACAAAAACAUAAACGCAACACUUUUGUUUUUGCUCCCAUUUUUCAU